Molecule: messenger RNA, 7475 nt
Organism: Psammomys obesus (fat sand rat)
Lineage: Eukaryota; Metazoa; Chordata; Mammalia; Rodentia; Muridae
Gene: Pou6f1
Product: POU class 6 homeobox 1
Exons: 11
Coding region: 2837-4675 (612 amino acids)
Biological process (GO): regulation of transcription by RNA polymerase II
Molecular function (GO): DNA-binding transcription factor activity, RNA polymerase II-specific; RNA polymerase II cis-regulatory region sequence-specific DNA binding
Source: RefSeq, a predicted model, not a curated record
AAGACGAAAGGCCGCGGCCGGCGCCGCUAGGCCACAGGCAGGAGGCGCGCCGCGCACGGAGCGGUGCCGCCCUUCGCCCGUCGGGGCCCGCCGUUGCGCCGCCUCCCGUCGCUUUGCCGGGGCAGUGGCGAGUGUUCCAGGUGGAAGUCGGUGCGCAGUCGGGAUGCUUCUGUGACCCGGGGCCUCUCUGCAAGUGUAGACCACAACUACAGGAGAACUACAGCCGUUCCUCCGCUGGUUCCACAAAAAUAACCGGCAAGUGCCACGGCCAGGCAGACCGCACCUGUCCCGGGCGGGGAAGCCCGUCCCAGACACGAAGACAAACCAGAUAAGACGGAGUGAAACCCGAGCCAAACACAGCUACACUACACCUAAAACAAAAAGGGGGCGCGGUCUAGACGGCUCCGCGGGUAGAGGGCUUGCUGCCUGACCCGCGCAGUCUCGAACACGGGGGUGUGGGGGGGGGUGGGACUCACUCCUGAAAGUUGUUUCAUCUUCACGCAAGCUGUGGCUUGCCUGUACCGAGGCUCUCAGGUUCUUGCACAGAUAUGUACACACACACACACACACACACACACACACUAAGUGAUAAGAGUGAAGAAGAGGAAGAAGGAGGAGGAGGAGGAGAAGAAAACAGCAGCAACAACAAAAAAAGAAAGAAGCCGGGUGGUGGUGACUUUUAAUCCCGGCGCUGAGAAGGUGGAUCUCUGAGUUUGAGGCCAGCCUGAUCUUCAGGCUCACAGGGCUACACAGAGAAACCGUAUCUCAAAACAAAAUAAAACGAAAAUCCAAACAAACAGAAGAAAAAAAGAAGGAAAGAAAGAAAAGAGAAUCUGGAGAUUCUUAGCAAUAGAUUAUUACAUCUGAACACCAGUUAAAUCUCUCUCUUCACACACACAGACAGACACACACACACACACACACACACACUGAUGGUGGUAAGAUGCUGUGUGUGGUGCUCAACUCUUGCCUAGCAUGCACAAGGGCAAAUUCAAACCCCAGGGGGGAAAAUCUAGAGAAAGAGAGAGAGAGAGAGAGAGAGAGAGAGGAAGGAAGGAAGGAAGGAAGGAAGGAAGGAAGGGAAAGAAAAGAAAGGAAGGAAGGAAGAAAAGUAAAGAAAGAAACUUGUCUUCUACUGGUUUCUGCUUCAAAAAAGAAAAAAAUCAGUUAAGAAGAAGGAGAAGCAGCAGCCGGCGGUGGCCCACGCCCAGCACUCAGGAGGCGGAGCCAGUCGGGUGUCUGUGGAUUCAAGGCCAGCCCUGACUACAUAGUGAGGUCCAGGAGAGAUACUGUCUCCAGGAGGAGGGAAUGGGGGAGAAAAGAAAGAGAAAACUGUGUGAACUCAUAUUCUGCCUUCAAGACUUCGUCACUCUGACCUUGUGACACUGGUACUUAGGCUGUGAGUGGAUGGAGCGCACGCUUCCCCGCUUGGGGCCCUAAAUAAACACGUAAAUAAAAGUGUUACGGUAAUCUUGUACAUUUUGUGGUAUUUUGAUUUGCAGCAUUUCGUAUGCUUGUUCUAUCUUCACUGAAAUAAAAGGGCUGAGGCUGGGACCGAGGCGGGAGGGUGUUUACCCCUUCAUUCCCAGGGCCCCUCAACUGGGUGUGCGCCUGGAACGCCAGCACUUGAAGCUGGGAGGCAGGAGGACAAGGGCCUCCCAGGCCAGCUGGACAGCGGGCAGCCUUGCCCCAGCCCCCAGAGCAGCAGUAGUAACUGUCAUACGGCUUAUGUGUGUCAGGCCCUAUUGAACAUGCUCUUCAGCAGAGUCCACCCGUCUGACGGCCCCUCCACGGGGGUCACAUACCAAACACCCCGCCUCAGCUGUUCACAUCACUGUUCAGAACAGUAGCACAAUGACAGGCAGGAAAUAGCAGUGAAACCAUCUUGUGACUGGGGUCACCACAGCAUGAGGAACUGUAUCAAAGGGUUCGGAGGGUGCGAACCACAGCCUUACACGAAUAUCACCACCUUAAAGCUAACCUAGUGACACAAGAGUGUGGUGACCACAGGAUUAACUCGGCCACAUAGAGCGGCCCUGUUGCCAUAGGAGCUGGAGAGAUGGCCCAGCCGUCGAGAGCACUUGCUAUUCCCCGGAGGACCCAGGUUCAGCUCCCAGAAGUCACAUGACCCCUCCCCAGAGCCUGUAAAAUCCAAAGGAGGCAAAUCCACAGAAAAGCAGAUGAGUGGGUCCCGGGGGGCUGGGAGGGGGCAGGGCAGGGGCGCAGUUUCCGCUAUGGAUGUAAAAUUUUCUUUCAGAUCAUUGACAAUGUUCUUGAACUAGAUAUUUGUGCAACAUUGUACAUGUACAAAAUUCCACUGAAACACACACUUUAGCAUGCUUAAAGUGGUGGCUCACGCCUUUAAACCCAGCUCUGGGGAGGCAGAGGCAGGGGGAUCUCUGAAGUUCUAGGCCAGCCUGAUCUGCAUACUGAGUUCCAGUCCAGCUACCUAGUAAGAGUGUCUCUCAAAAAAUAAAGUUACUGAGUGGAUGUCGGGGCUUCGGCUCAGUGCUGAGAGCUUGCUAGCACACACCAGGCCUGAGCUUAGUCCCCAGCAUCGAAAACAGGGAGGUGAAGAAUGCAACAGAGUGGUCAAACUGGUGAGUUUUCUGUUCUGAGAAUUUAUAUUUGCUGGGGCUGCUAUAACAAAAUACCGUAACAUGUGUGUUUAUACUGGAUUAAAAUCCCUUUACAGCUGACACACAAAGUUCACCGCUCACAAUGCCGGAGGCUGGUAGUCUGGGGUCAACACCUGUUUCCUCCACCAAGAGCACCGUCUGUCUGUCUCCCUGAUGCACUAGGUGUGCGCUGGCACCCACCCCACCCUGUGGUGACCAUGGAUCCUGUCGCCGCAUCUGAUUCGUCUCUCACUGUCAAUGAACAGGUCAUCGUGAUGUCGGGCCAUGAGACCAUCCGAGUGUUGGAAGUCGGAGUGGAUGCCCAGCUCCCGGCCGAGGAGGAGAGCAAAGGACCGGAGAGUGUGGCUGCCGAUGGCCCCCAGGGUGGAGGUCCUGCUGAGGCCAGUGAGCCGGCCGGUGAAGCUGGCUCCCAUGACCCAGACCACUCUGCAGAAGCAACAGUGAAGUCCCUGCCGGGGAUCCCUCUGAGUCCUGCCCCAGCCAUCGCCACCUUCAGCCAAGCCCCAAGCCAGCCUCAGGCAUCACAGACCCUGGCACCGCUGGCUGUGCAAGCUGCCCCCCAGGUCUUGGCUCAGGAAAGCUUAGCCACAGUUCUGACAGGCGUUAUGCUUCCAGCAGGGGCUGUUACUCAACCUCUUAUUAUCCCCAUCGGUAUUGCAGGUCAAGUGGCUGGGCAGCAGGGGCUGGCCGUGUGGACAAUCCCCGCAGCAACGGUGGCUGCCCUCCCCGGACUGACCGCCGCCUCUCCUCCAGGGGGAACUUUCAAGCCACCUUUAGCUGGUCUCCAAGCAGCUGCCGUGUUGAACGCUGCCCUCCCGACGCCGGCGCCUGUCCAAGCUGCCCCACCAGCCCAGGCCUCCUCGCCCGCCCAGCCCCGGCCGCCAGCUCAGCCCCAGACGAUGCUCCAGACCCAGCCGCUGCUCCAGACCACGCCUGCCAUACUCCCACAGCCCGCCGCUGCCCCCGUCGCCGCCCCCGCCCCCAAGCCAGCGGACACCACCCCGCAGAUCACCGUCCAGCCUGCAGGCUUCGCGUUUAGCCCGGGGAUUAUCAGUGCCGCCUCCCUCGGGGGACAGACGCAGAUCCUGGGCUCCCUCACUGCAGCUCCAGUCAUUGCCAACGCCAUUCCCAGCGUGGCAGGGGUCAGCAGUCAGAUCCUUACCAAUGCUCAGGGACAGGUUAUUGGAGCAUUUCCGUGGGUAGUGAACUCUAGUGUGGCUACAGCGGCGCCGGCCCAGAGCCUGCAGGUCCAAGCCGUGACUCCCCAGCUCUUGCUGAAUGCCCAGGGCCAGGUGAUCGCAACCCUAGCCAGCAGCCCCCUGCCUCAACCCAUGGCUGUCCGGAAGCCAAACACCCCGGAGUCCCCUGCUAAGAGUGAGGUGCAGCCUAUCCAGCCCACCCCAGCUGUGCCCCCGCCCACCGUGCUCCUCACCAGCCCAGCCCCGGCACUCAAGCCGGCCGCCUCCGCCCCCAUCCCGAUCACCUGCUCAGAGACCCCUACAGUCAGUCAGCUGGUGUCAAAGCCGCACACUUCAGGCCUGGAUGAGGAUGGGAUCAACUUAGAGGAGAUCCGGGAAUUUGCCAAGAACUUUAAGAUCCGGCGCCUCUCCCUGGGCCUGACACAGACCCAGGUGGGCCAGGCUUUGACUGCGACAGAAGGCCCAGCCUACAGCCAGUCAGCCAUCUGCCGGUUUGAGAAGCUGGACAUCACACCCAAGAGCGCCCAGAAGCUGAAGCCAGUCCUGGAGAAGUGGCUGAACGAGGCGGAGCUCCGGAACCAGGAAGGCCAGCAGAAUCUGAUGGAGUUCGUGGGUGGCGAGCCCUCCAAGAAACGCAAGCGGCGCACAUCCUUCACGCCGCAGGCCAUCGAGGCGCUGAACGCCUACUUUGAGAAGAACCCCCUGCCCACUGGCCAGGAGAUCACGGAGAUCGCUAAGGAGCUCAACUACGACCGCGAGGUGGUGCGGGUCUGGUUCUGUAACCGACGCCAGACGCUCAAGAACACCAGCAAGCUGAACGUCUUCCAGAUCCCGUAGGGCGAGGCCUCGGCCCUGGGUUCCAGCACUUUCCUCCUUCAGCGACCUACCGGCUGCGGCUGUGCGCCUGCUGCCCUAGGUCGGAAGACUCCACCUAUGCAUGUGUGUGAUGCCUGCCUCUUCUGCCCGCGUAUGCCACGCCCCGGGGGGCUGCACGAGGGCCAUAGGCUCUGGGCUGGGCGCAUGGGAGGAAGGGGCUUGUGGCGUCCUUUUUAGCAAAGGUGUCUGGAGGGAACCGGAAAGGCUCUGUCUUUGGGGCGGGGCUGUGGCAACUCUCACUGUGUAUUAGCCCUUGUUUCCGGUGGCACCCUUGCCCUUCGCCCCUCCGUGGUUGCGCCAGUGUGACAACUCACCCGGUGGGGCCACAGCCUGGAACUGCCCUCCUUUACUUUGUACCCGGGCGCCCCGAAACCCUUCGAGGACCGAGGAGGCGGAAUUCAGGAGCGUGUGGUGUGCUAUCGGAGUUGAUCUCGAGGGCAGAGGGCUCCCACAGCAGUGGGCCACACGCCUGAGGUCGGGCGCCUGGGAUUGCACUAAGUCAGAACCUUUCCUUCCGCAAACCGAGCUGCAAGGCAGCGAGAGCAGAUUCGCCCAUCCUGGGGAGCCUCAGGCCUGUGGCAGGCCUGGGAUUUGGUAAAUAGGGCCGCCCGCCCAGAUUUUAGUCUAACCUUCCUCCGUGGCUCUCUCCCAGCACUAGAGUAUGCUAAAGAAAGCUUUCAGCUUGGGAAAAUUUCCACUGCCCGCGUACGCAGGCUGCAGAGUGCACAACCACAGACUUUCUCCCCCUCCUGUGCCCAGACCCAUCUCAGCCCAAUACCGAGGUGUCUUCAAAGGAGCAAACCGAACAAUAAGCCAGACAGCAAGGAGCUGCCGGAGGGGAGGUGGGGGAGGCAACUUCCAGAAAGAUGGCGGGCCAGGAAGGUCUCUUGUGGAGGCUGAUGUACCUCUGGGUUUCUUUGUAACUCUACGUCUUGGAUGUCGGUGUCUGUGUGUGAGCAACCCCAGGCCCCGCUCCACCCCCAUCCCUCUGCAAUGCUCCUCUGAGCCGAGCGUGGCCCAGGUCAGGGCUUUCCUUCUGUAGGUGAUGGCAUGCUGGGGGCUGGCAGCACAUCCAAGCCACUAAGUGAGCUUCUGGCUACAGCGAGGUUGGCUUGGCAGAUGAGCGCAGCCCAGCUGGUGCAAGGCUCAGGAUUCAGCUUGUAGUACUGAGGGGAAACAGUAUUUGGUUCCAGGAAGUCAGGAGAGAGCUAAGGUGCCGACUUGGCUAAGCCCAGACUUGCCUCAAAGACUGUCCCUAACAGGCUACAGGCUGUGGGGUCAACCAUUUUUCUACUUAGGCUGGUUUGCUGCUUUCUGAGAUAGGAUCUCUCUUGGCCCAGCCUGACCUCACACUUGUAGCUGAAAACAACCCCUUCCUGACUCUCCUGUCUCCACCUCCCAUGCUGGGGUUAGAGUCAUCUGCCGCCAUGCCCGCCUCUUCUCCAUCCUCGGCCUUGCACGGCCUGCUGGCUGCUUGAUGUCCACCCUGUACCCUGCACGCUCCUCCCAGAGAUGAGAGCCAAACAGGGACUGUCUCUGCUGAUCACAGUGCAGAGACCCUGGGCCCCAGCUUCUCAUGUACUCAGCCCCCUGCCCUGGUGCCUGUGAGUCCCUCUGUGUCCUGCUGAGCCAGUGUGGAGGACUUCCUGGUAGCUCUGACAGUGAGAGGAGGACAGUUGUGUACUGAACACACACACACACACACACUUCACUGCAUUCCAACCAGCCAGACCUGCUGGAGUCUGUCAGGAAGAAAGAGGCAGAAGCUGCUGGUUCUAGAUCCUGUGAGCAUCAGCCUGCUUCCACAAGACAGGAAGUCGGAGGGGACUGCGAGUGGGCUCUCAGUAGGGAUGCCUGUGGUCCCGAAGCUUAGCGAGGGGACACACUUGAGAAAGUCCUACGCAGCUCUCCCCGCUCAGGACCUGCACUCAGAAGUGCUGUUUUCUCUGGGGUGGCAGAGUGCGGCCAUUCUGUGGACACCCAAGAGGGUGCCAUCUGUUCUGCGGCAUGACGGGAAAAAGAAUCGUGAACCACUGAUCUAAAUUAAGCCUCACCAUGCUUUCUCACCCCAUCCUUUGUCUAAAUCUGUCUUCCUGAGGCUGGGCUGGAAUAAACCAUUUUCUCCUGUGUUGGAAAGGCACAUCGGUCAUUCAGAAGAACAGUACCGGGUUUUCCAGGCUGGCUCCUCAAGUAGGGGGAGCGAGGUAUGCAUAGAGUGCCCGAAGUGGGGUUCACUUGGCUUCUGAACUCUGCCCCUGCUCCCCCAUCUGAGCCACCACUCUGCAAGGCAGUUUUUGUUAUGUUGGGUUUGGGUAGCAGUGGACAGUAGUUUGAUUUUGAAAGCACCUUCUUGGACUGAAGCCUGCGCACAAUGCCUCUUUUGCCCUGGAAAGACAGGAGAAUGGGCAGAAACCGCUCGACUGUAUGCUUGGUUUGCCUUAAGAGAUGGGAAACCAAGCCUUUCUGUGGACUGCUGAAUCAGCGGGGCUCUCUGACCCUGCACUAACUAUGGCAAAAUCCAGAGGAGAAACUGGCCACAUGAGCCGCGAACUCACUUGUGUCUGGAGUGAGAACACCUAAUGUGUUUGUAUUCUUGAAAAUCGCUCACCUUGGUAAGCCCGGGUUGCUUUCCUGCCCCACAGCCAGCUCCCGAAGCCCUGCCGGUCUCCGAGCGUGGGGUCGCUGCCCCGGAAAGCUGUGGAGAGCAGGGAGAAGCACUUGAUGUAGCUGCGUGAAUAAACAGUAUUUUUUUUCUUUUGUA